This is a messenger RNA of Meyerozyma guilliermondii ATCC 6260, 1971 nucleotides long. RefSeq lists its product as uncharacterized. The record is from RefSeq and is a predicted model, not a curated record. NCBI's taxonomy places the organism in Eukaryota, Fungi, Ascomycota, Pichiomycetes, Serinales, Debaryomycetaceae. Gene Ontology annotation, cellular component: HDA1 complex; nucleus. The transcript has a single exon. Bases 1 to 1971 code for a protein of 656 amino acids.
AUGAACCUCCACCACAUUCUAGAUGCUCCUCCGGAGCCUGACAUCAUCGAUCUACAUCUAGAACGAGUCAAUGACUCCGGCGACUACCAACUAGCAACCCCAAUGUUCGAAUUCCAAAAAGAACUUACUGACCAAAUUGUGUCUUUGCAUUACCCCGAUAUCCUCAAAUACUGUGAAACCGACGAUUCCGGCCACUCCAUUAUAAAGUCGCUAGAGAUAUGUAUACACAACUGCAUGUUGGUCAGCAGUCAUCCGUAUCUUCUCAUCGACCAUUACAUGCCGAAAAAUUUGGGUCAGAGAGACAUGGCAGGAAAACUAGCAGACACCAGUGGUAAGUUUAGUGUUCUAGGAGACUUGAUAAAUGUCUUGGUGCAGAUAAAAUCCAACGAGGUGAAGAAUGUGGCAGUUGUGUGUAAUAACAACCCUAAAUAUUUCGAUUUGGUGGAGGCUUUGCUUCAGAGUUGUAAUGGUCCAAAAGUAGUAAAACGGUAUGUUGGAAACAAAAUUAAGCGAGAUAACCGAGGUGGAGGUGCUUCUGGUAAUACUAAUGUCUCAUCCUACAAUUCGUCUUCUGGUUAUGGGAAAAUUUCAAAGACUGUGAUCCAUUUACUUCCCGGAGAUGGAGCUGUAACUAAAGAUGCUGAUCAGAUUCCCAAUAUUAAGUUUGAUCUUGUUAUUGUUUUCGAUAGUUUCGUCGACACAGACAGCGAUUUCUUUGCCCGACUCAAAUCACAAAACCGCUUGAACGAUGCUAUUGUUAUUCGCCUAGUCCCAUUGUUGACCAUCGAACACUGUCUACUUUUCUACAAACUGGUGCGCAAACAACCAGACCACUUGUAUAAGCUCAUCUCAUCGAUAGUGUGCUUGCGUGACCAGAUCGGUAAUAUUCCGCCUGAUUUGGUGCCAAUUUACAACCAACGACUCAACUAUCUUUCCGGCACGUUUUUGGAGCAUGUUUUGAAAACACAGUCUGCUCGAAAAAGAGUCGGCUGGCCAUUCCCAGAUCUUCCUAGAAUACCCAAAUUUAAUCCCUCUGACGUUGAACGUUGUCUUCUCACAGAGGUAUCGUUCCAUUAUACUCCAUACGAUUCAUCCGAAGUGUCUGAAUCAAUGCCAAAGAACCAAGCACAACGUCUUACAUACUACGAAACUAAGAGAUUGCAGCUGAAUUAUGUUACGAAUCCAUUGAAAAAUGACUACAACAAGUUGAUAGGUAUACUAUCUCACGACUAUAAGGAUAACGGUAAUCAGAGCAACUUCAUGGUUACACAUAAGGUGUUAAUGCAACUCAACAAUGCAUACAUGGCUUACGACUUGAAAAGAGAUGAGUACAAUACGUAUGUCACAUUCAACGAACCAGAGACCCAAGCCAAACAAGGAAGAAGACUUCACGAAACUAAAACGGCGCUCGCCAAAUUGAGGGAAGAAAUGAGCCACCAUGAGUCGAGAAUCGCUUCAGCUGAAAAACAAACCAGGUCCAUGUCUGAAGAAGUUGAAAAGCUCAAAGACGAAAACCAGGUAUUAGAAAAUGGAAUCUCUUCACUUGCGGACUCUGAAGAAUACCAGGGAACAAAGAAAGAGUACUACUCAAACCAAAUAAAAAUUUGGGAACUUCAGGAAGCAGUCAAAACCACAAUCGAAAAGGUCAAAGCUCGACAAGAAGAGAAGACGUACAUGGCGAGAGAAUACGAGAACUCACUUGCAUCUACCGAGACUUCAAGAAAACAAAUUGAAGAAAUGAAAAAUCUGAACGCCCUGUUGAAACAAGAGUUGGAACAACUUCGAGAGUCUAAAAUUGAUGCUUUUCAGCAGAGAGACACUGAGCGUCAAAAGCAACUUGAAAAGUUGCAGACAGCUAGAGAAAAGCACGACUCUCUCAAGAGAAAGUUGGGAAAUACCUUCAAGUUUCUCAAAGAUACGUCUCAUUUGAAGAAAAGAAAAGUAAGAGGUCUCACUCCCAAUGGAAAAUAA